Messenger RNA from Formica exsecta, 2242 nucleotides. RefSeq names its product cell cycle checkpoint control protein RAD9A (gene Rad9). The transcript has 6 exons. Lineage: Eukaryota; Metazoa; Arthropoda; Insecta; Hymenoptera; Formicidae. Gene Ontology annotation, biological process: cellular response to ionizing radiation; DNA repair; mitotic intra-S DNA damage checkpoint signaling. The coding region runs from base 269 to 1684 and encodes 471 amino acids. Gene Ontology annotation, cellular component: checkpoint clamp complex. The record is from RefSeq and is a predicted model, not a curated record.
AGAAAUCUUUACUCUUUUUGUUUUGAUUGAUCAAUUAAACGCUUCGAAGCAUUUCUAGCACCUUCCCGAUCACAGCCAAUAUAUCAUCUAUGGCGUUAUUUAUUUUGAUUUGAAUUUUGAAUUGCACCGAACAAUCUAUAAUUUUUGCGUUUAUGAUCGCGCGAAAAAGUAUGAAUUUCGCAGUUCCUUUACCCCAGAAAAUCAUUAUAAGUAAAGAAAACUUUAUUUUACAAAUAUCGAUUUUACUUGGAAUAAUAAAGUUAUCAAUAUGAAAUGCAUCGUACCUGGGGGAAAUGUCAAGGUAUUGGCAAAGGCGAUACAUAUGCUGGCAAAGAUUGGGGAUGAGAUGUAUGUGAAUCCACAACAGGAAUUUAUAUCCUUUCGUACAGUCAAUAUGGCAAAAUCGGCAUAUUCUGAUGUUACAUUCCACAAAAAUUUCUUCUCUUAUUAUAUACUUGGAGAUAUUGAAGAAGAAGAGGCACAAAAGUGUAAAAUUUCGAUGAGAAGUGCUAUGACUGUCUUUAAAUCUGCGCAUACAUUGGACAAACAAGUGGAAAAUUGUCACAUUCAUUUAGAGGUAGACUCCUGCAAUCUAGUAUUUAUCUUGAAAUAUAAGAACGGUGUCAACAAGUCCCAUCUGUCACCCAUCCUGGAUCCUGAGAAGUUGCAAGCAUCGUACACUAAAGCUGGUAUGACCAACGAACUGACAUCGCGGGCUCGAACGUUGGUGGAUGCUCUGCAAAAUUUUCCACAAAAUCUGAUUGAAAUAACACUUGAGAUUACGCUGCACAAGUUGUUUCUUAGGAACUAUGUAGAUGAUGCAUCAGUUAUGGUAAAUACUACGCGCACCCAAUUAGCCUUUGGUGUUGGGGAAUUUGAUCGCUACAUAAUGGGCAAUGAGACAACCAUCACAUUUUGUUUGAAAGAAGUCAGAGCAUUACUCACUUUUAGCGAAAGCAUAGGCAUCCCAAUCAAUAUAAAUUUUGAGACAGCAGGAAGACCAAUGCUGCUUACAUUGAAGAAUCAGGGAUUUGAGGCAAAUUUGCUGUUGUCAACUCUGAGUCCGGAUAGUGAUAGUCAAUCGGAUUCGUCAACCGUCAACAGACAAGUGCAACCUGUUCGAAAAAAAAGUGUUUCUUCGAGAAGCAUAUCCAAACGCAUCAAUAAAUCUUCAAAUCAAAUUAAGAAGUCCAUUCUUCCUGCCGACCUUACGGUCAAUAAUACAUUUAAGAAUAAACCAAAGAAAAUGACGAAUCAAAUGGACAAGACGCUCACCCAGACUUCUGUAAACAUUGUUUCGGAAGCGAAUAAUUCUAUAAAUAGUGCCCAAGAGAGAAAUUUGAAACAGAAUCGUUCGCUGCUUAAUCCUGUCGAUGCAACGUCUUCGGUGAUUAGCAAAAAGAUUCCGGAUGACCAGCGGAAACUGGUGAAUUCGGUGUUUUCUAACAUCGCGAAACGAAAGUCGGCAAGCGACGAAGAGGAUUGCAAAUUGCAAGAGCAGACUGCAGGAAAGUGUAUAGACUUGGAAGAGAGUGUACCGCAUUCACCGCCGCCGUUACGUCAGGCAGCCAAGAGAGCCAAGUUGGUGUUCCAGAAAUGUUUUCAGAACACUUUUGAUCCUCGGAUGUUACCUGGUCACGAUAUUAUCUUGGUAGAAGACUCUGACGAGAAUAAUAGCGAUUGAAGUAUAUCUCCACAUAUAUUAUAUAUGUAUGCAAACUGGAAUUCAAUUCAAAAAAUCAAUUUGCUCAAUAUUACAACUGAGUAAUUUCAUAACAUUAGACUUUCUAGGCAAUUAACUACAAUAUAAUGUUUUGUUUAAAAAAAAAUUAUUUAUUUAAUUGAUUUUCAUGAGUGAUUAAUAAUAUUUUUUUUUUCAUUUGGAAAAUAACAGGAUAAUUUGUUUUUAUCUUUCUUUCAUGAAUACAUAUUAAUUUAUAGUAUAUUGCUAAAUGUAUGAUACAUGAAUAUUUUUUUAAAUUUUAUUUAUAGAUAUUUUUACACACACACACACACACAUGUAUAGGCAUAUAAGUUUUAUAAUUGUCUUUAUGCAUAUAUUCGAGACACCCCGUAUGUUAUUAUACAAUACAUCAACAAUAACGUGUACUUAUCCUUUUCACGAUUUCGCGCAGUUCCUAUGUAUGUGAUUCUAACCUCGUAUUAUAAAGUGCAUUUUGGAUGCGUUUUCUCGUUGAGAGCUCGUUCUCGCAGAUGCUACUAUAACAAAAUAUAAGGAAAA